Messenger RNA from Haliotis rubra (blacklip abalone), 6644 nucleotides. Its product is annotated as serine/threonine-protein kinase NLK-like. The transcript is spliced from 10 exons. Lineage: Eukaryota; Metazoa; Mollusca; Gastropoda; Lepetellida; Haliotidae. Gene Ontology annotation, molecular function: MAP kinase activity; ATP binding. The record is from RefSeq and is a predicted model, not a curated record. Gene Ontology annotation, cellular component: nucleus; cytoplasm. The coding region runs from base 210 to 1565 and encodes 451 amino acids. Gene Ontology annotation, biological process: protein phosphorylation; intracellular signal transduction.
UCGCUGAAUCGGCGUGUGAGUCAGUGCUCCGUUGGUCUCCACAUCUUCGGUUUAUUUUGUUGGUUUUCUCCCACAUAUAGCCACCAAACUCUCCAUAGGACUAGGAGAGACUUCCAUCUAACCGAAAACCACGCUUUUGGACAUGCAUACGUGAUAAAACCUGCAAUUCAUAUAAUUUUUCGGCAGCCUAGCGCUGGGUGACUUAGGCAAUGGCGGUGGUUGGCCAGCGACAUAACUCUCGACACAUGAUGUCUUUCCAAGGGGGACCCGCCCAAACCCCCACCCAAGGGGCGAUUUUGGCAGCGGCAGUGGCUGUACCAUACUAUCAAGUGGUUCCUGCCCAAGACGCUCAACCAGACAGACCCAUUGGAUACGGGGCGUUUGGUGUUGUAUGGGCGGUUACGGACCCUCGUGACGGCAAACGGGUGGCGCUCAAGAAGAUGCCAAAUGUCUUCCAAAACCUCAUCUCCUGUAAACGGGUGUACCGAGAACUUCGGAUGCUCUGCCACUUCAGGCACGAUAACGUCCUAUCAUCGUUAGAUAUACUUCAGCCUCCCCACAUAGACUUCUUCCAAGAAAUCUAUGUGGUCACUGAGCUGCUACAGAGCGAUCUACAUAAGAUUAUCGUGUCGCCUCAGCCGCUCACUGCCGACCAUGUCAAAGUCUUUCUCUACCAAAUACUCAGAGGUCUGAAGUACCUCCACUCCGCCCGGGUUUUACACAGGGAUAUCAAACCUGGCAACCUCCUUGUAAAUAGUAAUUGUUGUUUAAAGAUCUGUGACUUUGGUCUUGCACGCAUCGAAGAGCCUGAGGAAUCUGUACAUAUGACUCAGGAAGUAGUGACGCAGUACUACCGACCUCCAGAGAUCCUUAUGGGGGCCAAACAUUACUCAUCAGCCGUGGAUAUAUGGUCGGUCGGCUGUAUAUUUGCAGAACUACUCUCUAGGCGUAUCCUGUUCCAGGCUCAGAGCCCAAUACAACAGCUUGAUCUCAUCACAGACCUCCUGGGCACCCUGAACCUCGAGGACAUGCGAACAGCAUGUGAGGGGGCCAAGGCUCACAUCCUCCGCCAGCCCCACAAGCAGCCCUCACUGGCAGCCCUCUACACCCUCUCUGGCCAGGCCACACAUGAGGCAGUUCAUCUACUCUGUAGGAUGCUAGUGUUUAAUCCAGAAAAACGAAUAACAGCCAGUGAUGCAUUAACACACCCGUACCUAGAUGAAGGUCGGCUUAGAUAUCACUCGUGUAUGUGCAAGUGCUGCUAUAACACGUCUGCCGGACGCCAUUAUACCUCAGACUUCGAGCCUCCCUGUCACCAACCCUUCAGUUAUAGCUUUGAAGAUGAGCUGACAUCUGUAGCAAAGGUCAAAGAAAAGUUGCACCACUUUAUAUCAGAACAACAACAACGAGCCAAGCGAGUCCCACUGUGUCUAAACCCCAAUUCCAUCUCAUUCAAGAGUUUCCAAAGUGUCAAGGGACGCAAGUCACGUAGCCAGUCCCAUUCCCAACAAAACUCAAACCUCGCCAGUAAAUCCCGCGGACCCAACUUGCCGUAUGGAUGUUAGGUGGAGACAGACAGAUACAGACUGCUCAGGGCCAUGAUGUGUGGAGAAUCAGUUUCAGCCUAACCUGGAUGUUACAAAGUGUUUGAUUGGUCAAUAUACAAGACCCAUGGAGAUAAAACACUGAAUACAGUUGGCCGAGCAUGGACUGAUGAUAUAGUGGAGGUGGUUGUUGUUUUCGUCAAGUUCCGUACAUAGAUGUACAGUUCACUCAGAAGUACUGCUCUGAAAUGUGGUAGCAUCCACCUCCUGAUGGCCUAGUCAAGAUGUAAGCUGCAUGCUGAUUGGCCCAUGAAUUGGUCACGGACCGGCAUCUGGCUGAACUGGCGAAUCACACAGCUUCUACGGGAGCAAAAAGACUUCUCGCCAUACAAUACAUAUGAAUAUAUACAGGUUGGACAGAGUUGGUGAAACCAUUGACCUUUGAGUAUUUGAAAAUCAUCAAAAGGAUUCAAGCUACCGACUGGUGCUGCUAGGGGUUUAGAGCAUUGGCUACCCUCCACGGGGUAAUCAUCACUACUACACUAUUUUUGUACAGUACAUUUUCCAUGAGUUGUGCGUGUGUUUUUCCGUGAAGUAUGUGCGUGAGUGGGUGGUGGUGACCCUGACCAAUGGCGCGCGGGCCAGCACACCAUUACGACCAGUUACCUGCCUCGCACGUGCGUGUGUGUGUAGACAUGCAUGCAUGUGCGUGCGUCGUCGCCUGGAACCCACUCCUGAUCUCAUUUUACACCAUAUUUAUUUUGCCACUAUUUCCCCUUAGUGAGCACAUGACGUACGAUAUUCCACCUGACAGUCACAUGACUAUCACAUGACUUAGGUAUACUCUCUAAACAGGCAACUGUUCAGUAUUGUUUAUAUGUAGUGUAUUUUCUUUAUUUAUGCUUGUUUUGUACUAAUUUUUAUGACAGCAAAUCUACAAACAUUGGAAAGUGGCAUUAUCAGAUCCAAUACAGUCUCAAAGAUCUAUGCAUGUCUAACUUGCAAAACAGUACAUGGGAAAGGCAGAUUCCCUGAGAAAAUACGCCAAAAUAUCGAGUGACAAACGCUUUAUUACACCCUACUUCCAUGGCAAGCCAAUCAAAUCCUCAACACGUUCAGGCAGCCAAUCAACACUGACUUGCCUUACGACUCAAACUACCAAGAUAUUCUUGAUGUUGUGGUGUAUAUGCUAGACAUGUUGUAUAUACCAUUUUGACACUUUCUAGAGUAUCCAGACAAUGGUAGACAUUUCAGGAGAAAUUAUGUAGACAACAUCAAGUCUAUUUUGUACUUUUGUACACAAGUAGAGCUCGAGGAUACCCCAAUCUCCGAGGUAGGGUUACACAGUAAUUGAAGCAUGCAAAAUGGCAUCAGAUAAACGAACUGAGAGUUCAGUUCACGCAUAAUACCGCUGUCAAUAUGUGCAUUGCAACAGGCAUAAUGGUUGAACUUGCCUGAUGAACUACACAAAGGGAGGUAACUCCAGUGAAAGCCAGUCAUCAUCAUCUCAUGUAUUUUGUGGUCAUCUUGAGAAAUUGCCAUUCCAUCGGAAGUAUUAGUGUAUAUAUAUCCUAUGUGUGGGGAGUGUGUUGUACAGACUGGGUUUAGCUCUUUGGGGUAGAUGGCGUGGUUGUCUGUUACGUGAGCUUUUACGGUUGCUGUAGAGUCGGCCAUAUUGUACAUAUACGAGAAAUGGUCAUUUUAUAGACGAUUUACAUCCGAGAUUAACCACUCUACAGGUUACGGGGCAACAAACAGGAUGAAAUGAUCUCCGAAAACAGUUUAUAAGAGUUCUGGUAUUAGUUUUUUUUGUAAGCAGGUACUGAAAUAAGCAAGUGUUAUGUACUGGUCAACGAUGUUUUCGACAACGUGGUUUUUGCAGCAGUUUUUAUCCUGUUUGGUGGCUUGCUGAAGAAGCUGUAGCCUGGGUGCUGUUACUAGUGUUAGCUUUCAGCAAUCAUCUAUGUAUAUGUGGGGCAGAUAAACAUCUACAUCUUUCUACCGUCGAAACCAAAAUAGCCAUUUAUACUGUCCCCACUGAAACUAGAGGGAGUGCUCAACGUGUGAACAUUUCCAAGUCCGAUUUUAUGAACUUUGUUAUUGACUUUUUAUCUAUAUUGGGUGUGUGUAGAUUAUUGUUCGAACCCAAUCUGCUUUGUAACAAAUAUAUUGUAAUGACUAUAGAUUGUUUGCAAAUUUACAAACGUGUUUGAUAUUGGUAAUGGAAUUUAUGAAACGAUCGUGGCCAUUUUGUGAUUAUUUUAAACAGUGAAUGUUAAUGGUAAACACUCGUCAUGUCCGAUACCAUGCGAUGGCAACAUCAGAUGUGAUGUGAACAAAGACAUGCUUGAAUGAUUGAUGUGUACGACCCGUGAAACAAUUCAAACUUGAUCAUCCACAUGUUUGCUUGGCUAUACGUGGAAUAUUCUUUUCUAAGGCACACUCACUCACUCAAUAUAUCAAGCUUUUAUUGCUCAUCAAAUUUAAUUGUUAGAAGCAAAGACCAAUCUGAACUUAAUUCUCCAUAUUUAUCAUUUCACUACAAACUGAUUUGUGAUUGUAAUAUUUUUAUAAUGAGUGUUAAGUUACAGGUUUAAUGCUUAUUUUGUGUAAGUAAAAAUUAUUGUAUAUUUUUGCAAAUACAUUGUAUUUCUGCAACUUCAAUCUGUAUAUUCUCUCUUGUGAAUCUGAAUGAAAUCGACUUAAGUAAUUGUGAAGAUUUAACUAAUUUCUCACAGGUAUUGCACAUCAUGUCUUUCAUAUUGUUUUUGGAUGUGAAAUGUUUAUCAGACCAUCUGAAUGUAACGCCAAGCAAAGGGUACUUCUGAAAGCAUAUUCUAACUUAUAUAAAACUAUGUAUAGAAAGAAAGUAUUUAUCUCAAGUAAUGGUCCGUGUGGCAUUACAUUGAGAGUUGAGCGUUCAUACUUCUACCUCUUGCGGCUGUCAGUCGUGCUUGUGUAAUAUACAUUGUGUUACAGUAGUAGUCGAAGGAUUGCUUUGCAGGAUAGCAACAUGUGGGGACAGACAUCGUAGUCACCAAGUUUACAGCAAAAUGACACGUCAAUGUGGUUAUAAACAGGGGCGUAGCUACCAUUAUAAAAAAAAGCCCGAGCUUGGACAUGAUUGUUGCUAAAAAGGUUGGGCAAGCCCUCAAUACUAUCCAAAUGUAAAGCUUUGCAACCUAUCGGGCUUACACGAAAAAAAUGGCUUGCAAUGCACCUGAUAAAGUCAUGUCACAUCAGAUUAUAGUUUUGUCAUGGCAAUGAGUUCAUUAAGAUUAUCAUCCUAAUAGGUGAAGUGACAAAUAUUUGAAAGAUGUUCCUAAUGAAAUUAAAUCCACCAUUUAAAAUAAUGAAAGUUGCCAUUUUGUUUAUUAUCUUUUAGUUUAUAAACAUUGACAUUUUUUGUAUAAUUAUGUGAAAAUGCAUCUUUAAACAAUUCUCAAACGCUAAUGUUUCCUCAUCAAAUAUAAUUACCAGUAUCAUUUUUACAAAACAAUAUUAAAAUACCCCUGUAACAUGUUAUAUUUGGGAUUACACUUCCUUAGAAAAGUACACAUUCUAGUACUUUUUAGUACUUUUUUGGGUUGAGUAAACCAAAAAAAGUACUAGAAUUUGCACUUUACUAAGGAAGUGUAAUCCCAAAUAUAGCAUAUGUUACAUUUCACUACUUUUUAAAUGGCAUUGUGUAAUCAAAAAUACCCCUGCUCAAUUUCCAUGACAACAAAUUUACAUAUUGAGGAUAUAUUUCACAAAGUAUUAUCUGUCAGUGAUCUUAUGAACCAUUUUAACCUGAUACCCAGAGCAAGCCUGUACAAUGAUAGAAAGGAGGUUACGCUUGCUACCAUGGCUUUAUCUUAAGUGGCAUCUACUGAACAUCUUAGUACCAGUGUUCUGCUCUAACUUGGGUUGUCCCUGCAUUUGUAUUGUAGAUAGCUGUGCAUGUUCCACACUGUUGCUAUUCUAAGUAAUUUAUGCUCUUCAUAUGAAAAUCUAUUCCUAGUAUUUGUUAAUAUGUAGAAGACUUAUUUUCCUAAACUGUACUGGUGUGAUUGCAAAUUGGUGUAUUUUGUAUUUGUGGGUGCGUCUUUCCACUGCGGGUAUGUUAAGUUUAUAACUUGAAAAUGAAAUUAUCUUGGUGAUUAUUUGGUGAUUCUGACAAAUAGUUAAAACCAUCAUGGAUCAUUAAUUGUAAAUACACAUACACAUAUAUAUCUCCAAGAUCUGUAGUGUUGACGAAAUUAAUUUAUCAACUGGUGAUCAACAGUUUUGGUACCUGGCAUAUCUGUACAACUCAUAAGUAGUCCAUUAGUAUCAACAUUUAAUACCGAAUACAUGUGAAAUAAAGGUUGAAUGCAUAUGCUAGUUGUAGCUGACAGUCUUAGCACAUGUACUGUUAUUAAUGAUUGAAGCCUUAUUCUGUCUGUUGUGAGUGAAAUAGGAAAUAUUUAGCAUAGUUUCAACUUUUGUCAGUGUACAAUAUUUUGUGAGCACAUUCAACUGCUUUUUGUGAACUUGUUUUGUAAAUUCAAGAGAUUGUCUUCAAAUGUUUUUCUCCAAAUCUGCAACAACCACCAUUAAUGUGCAAUAAUACCUGUAAUUAUUUCUGUCUGAAUAACCUUCAAAGGGAGAUAACUCGCCCGAGCGCCUCCCCAACCUCGGAGUGUUACUAGACUAGUCACAACAAUGAUAAAAUGUAUAGUCAUGUGAUGAUCAACUGACAAGUCACAUGAUAAGUCAUAUGACCUCCGACAACCAGCAGCAGUGAUAGAUGUACCGCCCAGAGACAUUCACUCCUCCGAACGUUAUGGAAGGUUAGCACAUAGGCUGAGCAUAUCAGAAUAGUUUCAUGGCCCAGACAGCACAAAUAAAUCUGUGUACAUUUUCAAAUAACCGCGAUUACGACGUGCUGAAAAGAUUUUUUUUUUACAUUCAAGCAGCAAAGAUUGGAACUAGUUUUGUAUCUCUUAGGCUGUCGGCCAUGGUGGUAUUCUGAUGUUGUCGGCUAUGUAUUGACAUUGGCCUCAUCCGAUUCACAGCUCAAGAUUGCCAUAGACUCAUUGUACACCAUCUGGAUUUGCAAUAAAACAUUGAUAAAUA